Molecule: messenger RNA, 3992 nt
Organism: Medicago truncatula (barrel medic)
Lineage: Eukaryota; Viridiplantae; Streptophyta; Magnoliopsida; Fabales; Fabaceae
Product: disease resistance protein RUN1
Exons: 7
Coding region: 181-3816 (1211 amino acids)
Biological process (GO): signal transduction; defense response
Molecular function (GO): ADP binding
Source: RefSeq, a predicted model, not a curated record
UUUGAAUCCAUGGAAUGAUCAUUUGUCCUCCUUAGGAAAAUUAUGCCACUUGCACGUGGUAAAUGCCACCGUAGAUACGUAAUGGAUACAAAUUCAUUCAACUAAAAAAGAAGUGAUUAUUUGUUGAAGAGUGUUCUAAGCGCUGACUUCAAUUCCUGUGCAUCCACUCAAAUCAAAUCAAUGUCAAUGGAUGAUGAUGAUGAUGAUGAUGAUUCUUGUUCUUCUUAUUCUUAUUCUUACUCUUAUUCUUCUUGUUCAUCCUUAAACUUCGACCAUCGAUGGUUCUACGAUGUUUUCAUCAGUUUCAGAGGAGAAGACAUUGGCAAGAGUUUCGUUUCACAUCUAGUUAAUGCCCUUAGAAAAGCCAGAAUCACCACUUACAUCGACGGUGGUCAGCUUCACACCGGAACCGAGCUGGGACCAGGACUAUUGGCAGCAAUUGAAACGUCUAGUAUAUCAAUCAUUGUUUUCUCCAAAAACUACACUGAAUCUAGUUGGUGUCUUGACGUGCUGCAAAAUGUCAUGGAGUGCCACAUAAGUGAUGGCCAACUGGUUGUUCCUGUGUUUCAUGAUGUUGAUCCGUCCGUUGUGCGCCACCAGAAGGGUGCUUUUGGACAAGUUCUGAGAGAUACUGCAAAAAGAACCUCAAGGAAGGGAGAGAUAGAAGAUGUGGUGUCUAGUUGGAAGAAUGCACUAGCAGAAGCCGUCAGUAUUCCUGGUUGGAAUGCCAUCAGUUUCAGGAAUGAAGACGAACUUGUGGAGCUAAUUGUUGAGGACGUUUUGAGAAAGCUAAACAAGAGAUUAUUGUCUAUUACCAAAUUUCCAGUUGGAUUGGAGUCCCGGGUGCAACAAGUGAUUCAGUUUAUUCAAAAUCAAUCAAGCAAAGUUUGUUUGACAGGGAUCUGGGGAAUGGGUGGGUCGGGGAAAACAACAACAGCCAAAGCUAUCUUCAAUCAAAUUAAUUUGAAAUUUAUGCAUGCAAGUUUCAUUGAAAAUAUUAGAGAAGUUUGUAUAAAAAAUGAUAGAGGGAUUAUACAUUUACAACAACAACUUCUUUCCGAUGUCAUGAAAACAAAUGAGAAGGUAUAUAACAUUGCAGAGGGGCAAAUGAUGAUCAAUGAAAGAUUCCGGGGGAAAAAUGUAUUCGUUGUACUUGAUGAUGUGACCACAUUUGAACAGUUAAAAGCCCUAUGUGCAAAUCCUGAAUUCUUUGGUCCAGGAAGUGUAUUAAUUAUUACAACUAGAGAUGUACACCUACUUGAUUUAUUUAAGGUUGACUAUGUGUGUAAAAUGAAGGAAAUGGAUGAAAAUGAGUCCCUUGAGCUUUUCAGCUGGCAUGUUUUUAGACAACCUAAUCCAAGAGAAGACUUCAGUGAAUUCUCAAAGAGGGUAGUUUCUUAUUGUGGAGGAUUACCACUAGCUCUAGAAGUCAUUGGUUCUUACUCAAAUCAGAUGACAGAUGAAGAUUGGAUAAGUGUAUUCUCAAAUCCAAAGACAAUUCCCAAUCAUCAAAUCCAAGAAAAACUGAGAAUAAGCUAUGAUGGGUUAAAUCAAGAUAUGGAAAAGGAUAUAUUUCUUGACAUUUGUUGUUUCUUUAUUGGUAAGGACAGAACCUAUGUCACAGAGAUACUAAAUGGCUGUGGACUUGAUGCUGACACUGGAAUAACAGUCCUCGUAGAGCGGAGCCUCCUAAAAGUUGACAAUUAUAACAAGCUUGAAAUGCAUGAUUUAAUAAGAGAUAUGGGAAGAGAAAUUGUUCGUGAAAGUUCAGCAAAAGAACCAGGGAAGCGCAGUCGAUUGUGGUUUCAUGAGGAUGUACAUGAUAUUUUGACCACAAAUUCUGGAACAGAAACUGUAGAGGGAUUGGUUUUGAAGUCGCAAAGAACUGGCAGAGUUUGCUUCAGUACGAAUUCUUUCAAGAAGAUGAACCAACUCAGACUUCUGCAACUUGAUUGUGUUGACCUCACUGGAGAUUAUGGAAACCUUUCUAAAGAACUUAGAUGGGUCCAUUGGCAAGGAUUUACCUUCAACUGUAUACCUGAUGACUUUCAUCAAGGAAAUCUAGUUGUUUUUGAAUUAAAACACAGCAACAUUAAACAAGUAUGGAAUAAAACCAAGUUGCUAGUGAAUCUAAAAAUUCUCAAUCUAAGUCAUUCGAGAUACUUGACAAGCUCCCCGGAUUUUUCAAAAUUACCAAAUCUUGAAAAGCUCAUUAUGAAGGAUUGUCCAAGUUUGUCUGAGGUACACCCAUCCAUUGGAGAUCUCAAUAAACUUCUUAUGUUAAAUUUGAAGGACUGUAUAGGUCUUAGCAAUCUCCCAAAGAGUAUCUAUCAACUGAAAUCUUUGAACACUCUCAUCCUUUCUGGUUGUUCAAAGAUUGACAAGUUGGAAGAAGACAUAGUGCAGAUGGAAUCCUUGACAACACUGAUUGCAAAUAAUACAGCUGUUAAAGAAGUGCCCUUUUCAAUUGUAAGAUCAAAAAGCAUCAGAUAUAUAUCCCUAUGUGGAUAUGAAGGAUUAUCACAUGAUGUUUUUCAAUCUCUCAUUAGGUCUUGGAUGUCACCAACACUGAAUUCUCUACCCUGUAUUUUCCCGUUUAGGAACAUUACAUACUAUUGUCUAGCUUCUCACGAUGUACAUCAAAAUAACUUGGUCUUUCUAUCACCAAUUGAUAGCAUCCUUUUACAGCUUAGAAUUAUUGGGGUACAAUUCCGCUCAGAGAUUCAACUUACUCAAGAACUACGGGGAAUUCUUGAUGAUCAAUAUGAUAUUAGUGUUACCAAAGUGGAAACAUCACAUGCAUCACAAAUCUCAAAUCCUUCUUUGAGAUCACUUUUGAUUGGAAUGGGAAAUUUCCACAUAUUCAUUGAGGCUCUUAGCAAGAGCAUAUCACAGGGAUUAACAACCAAUGACUCUGGGGAAUUUUUCCUUCCGGGGGACAACUAUCCUUCUUGGUUAGCCUACACAGGUGAAGGACCUUCUGUACGUUUUCAAGUGCCCAAGGAUAGUGAUCACUGCAUAAAGGGAAUAACUUUAUGUGUUGUUUAUUCAUCAACAAUAUCUGAAAACAUGGUAACUGAAUGUCUCGCUAGUGUUUUGAUAAUUAAUUAUACAAAAUUCACUGUUCACAUAUACAAGCGAGAUACAAUAAUGUCCUUUAAUGAUGAAGAUUGGAAGAACAUAACAUCAAAUCUAGGACCUGGUGACAAUGUGGAGAUAUUUGUAGCUUUUGGGCAUGAGUUGAUUGUUAAGGAGACAGCUGCCUAUCUUAUAUAUAACCACUCAGUUACUAAGGAAAUUGAGUCAUCAACUAAUGCUCAUGAGAAAUAUGAUUUGAAGUAUGAUGUUGAUGCUAAGUUCAAAGGUGGUCCUAGAAGGUAUCAAUGGGAAAUGGACAAAGCAAGCAAAAGAGACGUGAAAAGUCUGAAUCAAUCAAAGAUUGCUGAUGAGAAAGGGGAUUUGGUGAAUGGUGUCAACAGAAGGAUGGCCGAGCAAAUUCCAUACGCUGUUGCUGAAAGCCUCUUUAACAGGUUGGCUUCUGCAGCCUUUCGUGAACAUGGACGAAUUUUUGGUGUUAUGGAUGAGUUAGAAAGACUUAAGAAGUCUGUUGAAUGCAUAAGAGUUGUUCUGCUUGAUGCCCAAGAGAAACAGGAACAAAAUUGGAUAGGAAGGCUCAAAGAUGUGCUUCAUCUUGCAGAUGACUUGCUAGAUGAAUUCAUUAUUGAAGGUAUGAGAUAUAAAGUGGAUGCAGGUGAUAAGAAAAAGAUUACAUGGGUAUUUCGUUCAUUAUCUUCAACGCAUUUUUAUCUUAGAUGAACAAUGGUUCCAAAAUUUGAAAAAAUACAAAAAAAGUUUGAUGUUGUGGUGGAAGAAAUGACUAGAUUGAAUUUAAACCCAAAAGCUGUGGUGGUUAAGCAAACAGAUAGUUUAAGGAACAAAUCUAUCUCUUUUUUGUUAGAAUCAAAUAUCAAUGGAAGAGAAGAUGAUAAAAA